Molecule: messenger RNA, 1293 nt
Organism: Panicum hallii
Lineage: Eukaryota; Viridiplantae; Streptophyta; Magnoliopsida; Poales; Poaceae
Product: protein PARTING DANCERS-like
Exons: 11
Coding region: 300-1013 (237 amino acids)
Biological process (GO): resolution of meiotic recombination intermediates
Source: RefSeq, a predicted model, not a curated record
GAGCGCUCGCGUCCCACGCGCCCGCUGCCCGUCACCGCCUGCUCGUCUGCCCCCGCACGCAGCUCGCAGGAGAAAUUUGGAAGGCAGCAUGCACGCCUCGGAAGGCCGAAAGAACCAAUCGGCCCAACCCGGCCCAACUUCCUUCCCUCGUUCCCAGGCCAACGGAUUGAGAGGGAAAGGGAGGCGACCGCCGCCUGCCCGCCUCCGCUCUGCUCCACCGAAGCGAAGCGCCACCUCCCAAGUGUUUCGAAUUCUCCUCUCGCGGCCAGCCUCCUCCUCCUCCCGUCUACUGGCACGGGAUGGCCUCAAGUGGAGGAGACCCUUCAGGACUCGUCGGCCGAGGAGUAUGCAUGAUGAGCACCUCGUGGAGAGACAAGCAGCACCCCAACCUCAUCAACUUCAUGGCCACAUUCCUCGCUGCAAACUCGUACCGCCUCAACUUCCUGUCAGUUUCUCCGGACUUCAUCUUCAACAAUGGGGGCACAUCUGUUGCUUUUGUCUUUGAGACGAAUUGGGAUUCUGAAAAGGAAGCUGCUGUCUUCAGCAGGGUGAAUACACUGAAGAGGCAGUUCAAACAUCUUUAUGUUGUUGUUGUCCUUCCCACAGGAGAACAAAUUGAAUCAUUUAACCAAUCAUAUUUCAAGUACGGCAUGGUGCUUGGCUGUCCUACAUUUGUGCCUGUUUGUGAUCCAGAGAUGGGAUUUGAGAAGAUUGUAAAGAUAGCUCAUGCUCGUGGAGUAUGCAAACAGCAAGACAUUAUCACAACUAUGAGGAAUGAGCGGGCGCAAGCUGUUCAGUGCAUGGAUGCAUUUUUACGAGUGCUAACGUCCAUUCCUGGUAUUGACACUCAUGAUGCAAAUGCGCUUGCCCAAGCUAUUGGCUCCAUUGAAGCAAUUGCAAAGGCAUCCAAGGAAUUCAUCCUGGAAAACACUGAUCUUUCCACUGAAAAGGCACAGAGGAUUUUCAGGUUCUUCAGGGAUCCACAGUACUACUUAAGCCCUAAAAUCAACUAAUAUUUGCAGUCUCCUGAUUUGCAGGCAAAGUCAUACCGAUUGAUUCGAGCCCGUCCCUGUUGAAGCUGGCAAAUUAGUGUGGCGAUAGUUGGAUGCAUCCCGGGCAAGCUGUAAUUCUGCAAUAGCCAACUCGCGAUAUAGCGGAAGACGAAUGAUGAUGCCGCACUGUGACAGACACUGUAGAACUCGUGCAUUCUGUAGUUCUGAACUUUUGUUUCUGUGUAGCAUCCCAUCCCCGUUUCCUUCAUUAAAAGAAAAGAUGAUCUCUGUUUCUUGGGUU